Molecule: messenger RNA, 1899 nt
Organism: Trichophyton verrucosum HKI 0517
Lineage: Eukaryota; Fungi; Ascomycota; Eurotiomycetes; Onygenales; Arthrodermataceae
Product: RING finger protein, putative
Exons: 3
Coding region: 1-1899 (632 amino acids)
Molecular function (GO): zinc ion binding
Source: RefSeq, a predicted model, not a curated record
AUGUCUAGAACCAUCCUUAGACCGCUUCAGAGGCUGACUUUGUCCGUGCUCAGGCGAGAUCAGUCAUCAAAUGGCUUCACAAAAGACAAAGCGAAGCUGCAGGACCCGUACUUUAUUGAUGAAUAUGAUCUGACCAGCCCUGGUGAAAACAGUGUCGCUGAAGAUGGGGAUGACGAUGGCAUGGCAUUCCUGGAGAGCCUCCUCGUUCUUGGCGAAGACGAUAAGAGGACUUCCAGUCAGGGCCUGACUGCGGCCGGGCUGGCCAAUAUCCUUACUUUAUUCCCAGAUAUAUGCCCUCGAUACGUCACUACCCUCUACCAACCGAUGUUGGCUAGGAAACCAGAAAAUUUUGAAGGAGCGUUGAUCGAUGCAAUCCUCAAGGAAGCUACUUACACAACUGUAAGUGGUUCAAGGCAAAAGCGGGAGGAUAUGGCUAAGGAUGUCCAUUGGGGUAAAGAAGACAACCUCACGAGAAACAGUCGGUAUUGGAAAUGCUGCAAAGCUCUUUUGAAACUCGACUUUCCUCUGGUUCCCACGGACUACAUAAAAGAAUAUUUGGAGGUAACGAAUGAUUGCUUGUACAAUGCGUACCUGCGAUUGUACGAGGUUGAAUCAACUUAUGAGACAUCGGAUCCCAAACCGUAUAGCAGAAAUACCGAUGUCAAAAGGGAAAAAUUGAUGGCUUCUUUUAGGAAAGUAGUAGCCAAGUACCCGAAUAGGGACAUAGACCUGGAGAUCAAAGAUGCUAGAGCUGAACGGAAACGUCGUAUUGUAUAUUGUGCUGCCGCAGCAGCCCAUCCAUUUUGCUGGGAAUGCAUAAAAUCCAAUGCCAAAGCCCAAGUUGGUAUGAUGAGACACAGUAUCAAAUGCAUGGACAUUAAUGGUUGUGAUGCGGGUUUCUCCCGUGAGGAUUUGAUCAACUCAGCGGGGGAUUCUCUUAUGAACAAACUCUUUGACUUGCAGCAAUUGGAAGAGAUUCAACAAGCGGACCUCACAGACCUUGAAGAAUGUCCGUUCUGUGAGUACAAGGCGAUAUAUCCCCCAGUUGAAGAAAACUGCGAAUUCCGUUGUUUGAAACCGGGAUGUAUGAGGAUGAGCUGCCGGAGGUGCCAAAGACCUUCACACAUUCCCAUAACCUGCGCAGAGAGCCGAAGGGAAGACUCCAAAAAUUUACGGAAGCACGUUGAAGAGGCAAUGAGUAAAGCCGUUAUUCGCAUUUGUCCUAACAAGAAGUGCAAAGCCCCGAUUAUCAAAGAGGAUGGAUGCAAUACCUUGAAAUGUCGCAAAUGUUCCACAGUCAUGUGUUAUGUUUGCAAGAAAAAUAUCUCGCGGGCGAAGGACAGCCACUUUGAUAUGGUGGGAAGUUGUCCCGUAGAGGAUGACCGCUACUUGCUAGAGAGACAUGAGCGGGAGCGGAUGACGGCACGAAAUGAGGCAGUUGAGAGCCUUCUAAAGGACAAACCCGAGCUGAACGAAGAAGACCUUGGUGUCGAGCUCAUCAAACGUCGAACAGUGCGUGACGGAUUGCCGAUUGUAUACCCUGAAGGCACGCCUGACACUAGCGAAAUGCCGCUAUGGGUGUUUGGAGAGCGUGUAUCAGGUCGGCCUGACCGUCAGUUGCAACGUUGGCCACAGCUACGCGUACGAUUCCCACCAGCAAAUCAAGACACCCAACUGCCCAUCAAUUAUGAGUACCAAGCUAUAGAAACAAUUGGCGUAUUGCCAGCACCAUCUCAGAAUCCUCAGGACAGUCAUUACCAGCAGACGCAGUGGUUUUCAUUUAACGCAUAUGCACCGUAUCCGCUACCACCGGAUCUCCCAGUUGUUCGAUAUGAGAGGGAACAAAAUCCUCAUUGGUUCAAGGGUCUGCGCAGAGCACAACCAUCUCGUACAAAGUAG